This is a messenger RNA of Tetranychus urticae (two-spotted spider mite), 1071 nucleotides long. Lineage: Eukaryota; Metazoa; Arthropoda; Arachnida; Trombidiformes; Tetranychidae. The record is from RefSeq and is a predicted model, not a curated record.
CUCUUGUAUGGUUUAUUAAUUGGUUUCUUUGUUUAUAUUUUUAGGUACAUUUAUUGUGAUGAUAUCUGUUUGGAAGCAGAUUCGGUGUUGUUGACCCUCUAUGCUGCCAAAAAAUAUUUGGUUCCUCACUUGGCUCGUGCUUGUGUUGAAUACCUUGAAACAAGUAUAACUGCUCGAAAUGCCUGUGUACUCCUUAAUCAAUCAAGAUUAUUGAAGAAUGAUUUGAUGAAACAAUGUUGGGAAGUUAUUGAUGCUCAAGCUGAACUCGCCCUUUCUUCUGAGGGUUUUACCGAGAUUGACUUUUCAACCUUGGAAACUAUUUUAAAUCGAGAAACUCUCAAUGCUAAAGAAGCUUCCAUCUUUCACGCAACCCUUGACUGGGCUAAAAUGGAAUGUUCCCGACGAAAUAUUGAACCAACUCCGGAUAAUCAAAGAAAAAUAUUGGGCAAGGCAAUCUUUCUGCUUCGUAUUCCAACCAUGACUAUCGAAGAGUUUGCCAAUGGACCAGCUCAAUCUGGAUUACUUAGUCUUCAAGAAACAACUGAUAUAUUCUUGUAUUAUACUGCUCGAAACAAGCCCAUCCUAUCUUUUCCCACAAAAAAGCGCCUAGGAUUGAAGGUUCAAAUUUGUCAUCGAUUCCAGUCAUCAGCUUAUCGUAAUAACCAAUGGAGAUAUCGAGGUCGAUGUGAUUCCAUACAAUUCACUGUUGACAGACGUAUUUUUAUCGUUGGUUUCGGUUUAUAUGGGUCAUCCAAUGCCUCGGCAGAUUAUAAAGUUAAAAUGGAACUGAAGAAGAUGGGAAAAGUUCUUGCAGAAGAUCAUACUAAAUUUUUCUCUGAUGGAUCGAGUAACACUUUUCGUGUCUACUUUCAACAUCCAAUUCAAGUUGAAGCAGAAACCUUUUACACUGCAUCAGUGGUCCUUGAUGGCAAUGAGUUGAGCUUUUUUGGUCAAGACGGAUUGAAUGAAGUUACUGUUGAUAAGGUUACAUUCAAUUUUCAUGUUUCAUCAGACAGCACCAAUGGAACUAAUGUUCAUGGAGGACAAAUCCCUGAAUUGUUAUUCUAUGGA